GGGCAGGGGGCAGGGCGCCCCGCCCACCCGCGCCCGUCCCCACGGGCGGCACUCCCUUCUGCUGCUAUAAGGGCCGCGCUCGGCUCUCUUCCCAGACCUCGUGCCCAGUCCAGGCAGCAGAGCAGCGGGCACCCUGCUGAGCGGCGUCUUGUCCCCGGGAACCGUGCUGGGUUUCCCAGCCUUCAUACCCCGCACCAGCUGUGGGACUCUGGACACUUAACCUCGCUGAACAUUACCCACCUCACCAUGGAGCAGCUGAGCGCGGCAAACACCCGCUUCGCCUUGGACCUGUUCCGCACUGUGAAUGAGAGCAAUCCUGCGGGGAACAUCUUCUUCUCCCCCUUCAGCAUUUCGUCAGCGCUGGCCAUGAUCUUUCUGGGGACUAGAGGCAAUACCUCGGAGCAGAUGUCCAAGGCUCUCUAUUUCAAGGAGGUUGAGGAGAUUCACUCAAGAUUUCAGAGUCUGAAUGCUGAUAUCAACAAAUGUGGGGCUGCUUACACCCUGAAAGUCGCUAACAGGCUCUUCGGAGAGAAAACCUACGACUUCCUCCCCGAGUUCUUAGCUUCAACUCAGAAAAUGUACGGCGCUGAGCUGGCCAGCGUGGAUUUUCAGCAGGCCUCCGAAGACGCGAGGAAGGCCAUAAAUGAGUGGGUCAAAGGGCAGACAGAGGGGAAGAUUCCAGAGCUGCUGGCUUCAGGUGUGGUGGACAGCAUGACUAAGCUUGUGCUGGUGAACGCCAUCUAUUUCAAAGGAAACUGGCAGGAGAAAUUCGCGACGGAGGCCACGCACGACGCCACGUUCCGGCUGAACAAGAAAGACACCAAGACAGUGAGGAUGAUGUACCAGAAGAAGAAGCUUCCCUUGGGCUACAUCAAGGACCUGAAGUGCCAGGUGCUGGAGCUGCCGUACCAGGGCAGGGACCUCAGCAUGGUCAUCCUGCUGCCCGACGACAUCGAGGACGAGUCCACGGGGCUGCGGAAGAUUGAGCAACAGCUGACUUUGGAAAAGCUGCGUAAGUGGACAAAAGCUGACCGUCUGGAGCACCUUGAGGUCAGCGUCCACCUGCCCCGGUUCAGGCUGGAGGAGAGCUAUGACCUGACCGCCCCGCUGGCCCGCCUGGGUGUGCAGGAUCUCUUCUGUAGCAAGGCUGAUCUGUCCGGCAUGUCGGGAACCAGAGAUCUCUUUGUAUCAAAAGUUGUCCACAAGUCCUUCGUGGAAGUAAAUGAGGAGGGCACAGAGGCGGCAGCCGCCACCGCGGGCGUUGUCGCCUACGCCAUGCUGAUGCCGGAGGAGAACUUCAUCGCCGACCAUCCUUUCAUUUUCUUCAUUCGGCACAACCCCUCCGGUAACAUCCUGUUCCUGGGCAGACUUGCUUCCCCAUAGACACUGUGGGCUACCGGUCGAGCUUCGCACUCAUUACCUGCUCUUUUAAUGAUGACCGCUUUUGUUACCUUCACCAUAAAAUACUAUCUGAAAAUGAAUCUUUAAUUUCCUUUGUAAGCACAGCCCUGGUGUCUGCUUAUAACUUGGCAAGGGUAUCUGUUCUUCUUUUUUAUACUAAAAAAAUCCAAUGACCGCUUUUGAUUGCAUCAAGUUAGAAGCAGAAAUCAGAAAUCAGGUGUAUAGGUUCUUGACGACGCAGCAAUGCACGAAGCUGCCGUACACUCCUGAGAGCCGUGGGGAACGCGGUCGCACUGUCAUGGCUUUUACGGUAGGCUUUGGAAGCCGUGAUAGACAUACACCUUGACUGUUGAAGGAUAUUCAGUUGAAAUAUAGGAGGGCAGCCCUACUAAGGGCCCUGGUCACGAAGACAGACUUGCCUUGGCCUUGGCAGUGUCUCGGACCCUGUGUAGCAUGACAGGAUUUGUGUGCUAUCAUGGCAGAGCCACCUGGCGAUGCCCUGCCCUCUCUUUUUUGUUCUCCUGUAUCCUUCCUCGUACGUGGUUGGUGUGGGGUCAUGAGGAGUCAAGCAGUGGGUGUCGUGAAAGAGACUAAGAAGUGACACAAAAAUGUCGUAGGAUAGACGGUUAAGCAAAGAGGGCGUGCAGCAAUCUCACUGUGAACCAGCUUCUCCCGUGGUUUCUGAUAAAGGCUCGUCGCUUCCAUCGUCUGGUACAGGGUUUUAUGGCAACGGGACUGCGCUACGCGAGCUGCGGUAGGAGAUGGGUGGGGGAGCUCUUUGAUUCGUGUAAACCUCUGUCAACGCACUCCUUGGAAUGAGGCUUGAAAUGCUGCAUUUUCUUGCUCCCACAAAGCUGGUGGGCUGGUUAAUAAAUUGUCCUAAGAUUCUGCAAACCAGA
Vicugna pacos (alpaca) is the source of this 2300-nucleotide messenger RNA. RefSeq names its product serpin family B member 1 (gene SERPINB1). The record is from RefSeq and is a predicted model, not a curated record. Gene Ontology annotation, molecular function: serine-type endopeptidase inhibitor activity. Gene Ontology annotation, biological process: negative regulation of endopeptidase activity; negative regulation of interleukin-1 beta production. NCBI's taxonomy places the organism in Eukaryota, Metazoa, Chordata, Mammalia, Artiodactyla, Camelidae.